Messenger RNA from Bolinopsis microptera, 891 nucleotides. RefSeq names its product transcriptional regulatory protein AlgP-like. The transcript has a single exon. The coding region runs from base 1 to 891 and encodes 296 amino acids. The record is from RefSeq and is a predicted model, not a curated record. Lineage: Eukaryota; Metazoa; Ctenophora; Tentaculata; Lobata; Bolinopsidae.
AUGUUUAACAAACUUAAACGAAAAGUAGUCGCUUUCUUUUAUUUUACAGCAGCAGCAGCAGCAGCAGCUGAAACAACAGCAGCUGAAACACCAGCAGCUAAAACACCAGCAACAGCAGCAGCUGAAACACCAGCAGCUGAAACACCAGCAGCUGAAACACCAACAACAGCAGCAGCUGAAACACCAGCAGCUGAAACACCAGCAGCUGAAACACCGGCAGCUGAAACACCAGCAGCUGAAACACCAGCAACACCAGCAGCUGAAACACCAGCAGCUGAAACACCAGCAGCUGAAACACCAGCAGCUAAAACACCAUCAGCUGAAACAGCAACAGCUGAAACAACAGCAGCUGAAACAUCAACAGCUGAAACACCAGCAGCUGAAACAGCAGCAGCUGAAACAGCAGCAGCUGAAACACCAGCAGCUGAAACACCAGCAGCUGAAACACCAGCAGCUGAAACACCAGCAGUUGAAACACCAGCAGCUGAAACACCAGCAGCUGAAACACCAGCAGCUGAAACACCAGCAGCUGAAACACCAGCAGCUGAAACACCAGCAGCUGAAACACCAGCAGCUGAAACACCGGCAGCUGAAACACCAGCAGCUGAAACAUCAACAGCAAAAGCAGUAGCAGCAUCAGUAGCAGAAGAAAUGGUAGUAGAAACAGAAACAAAGACAGCAUCAGUAUCAUUAUCAGUACCAGCAUCAAUAUCACCAUUAGCAGCAGUACUAAUAGCAGUAGAAACAGUAGCAAUAGUAGCAGAAACAGUGUCAGCAUCAGCAUCAGCAGAAACAGCAGUAGACGAAAUAAAACCAGCUGAAACAGAAGAAAUAGUAGCAGCAGACGAAACAGCAGCAGUAGCAGUAGAAACAGCAAAAGGGCAAACAUAA